AUGUAAUAACAUUUUAAUUACGCACGAUUAUUAAAAUAUCCAUUCUCCAACUAUAAGAAUUAUGGUUAGUUAACCUAAGUGAAGCUUGAUAAAAGUUUAUUAGAAAAUAUUGAGAAUAAACAAUAUCAUUUUAUUUAGUACUAUAGAUAAAAUGGACAUUUGGUUGCUUAAUUAGAUCCAUUACAAUUAAUUGAGAAGUAAAAAGAAAUGUGAUUCAUAAUUUAGUAAAUAAAAAGAGAUGCCAGGAGUGUUAGAUUUUGGAAUCAAAUACAAUGAUGAUAUUAAGGUUAACAAUAUUUUGAAGAGGGAUCUUAAAAGUAUUGAAGAAUUAGAAGAAUACAUAAAUAAAUUGUAUGCAUCAAGUGUAGGAGUAGAAUUUGAAUAAAUUGAAGAUCCAGAAGAAAAGUAAUGGCUACAUGAAAAUUAUGAAAAAUUUAUCAAUGAAGAAAUUACCUAAGCUGAUAGAGUUAGCAUUCACAAUCUAUUAGUUUAAAUGGAAGCUAUAGAUCAUUAUUAUCAUAAGAAAUUCACUACUUUUAAAAGGUAUGCUGGAGAAGGAGGAGAAGGUGUAAUAGUGGCUUUGAGAGCAAUCUAUGGUUAAGCUGUAGAAUUAGGAGUUACAGAUGUUGUAUAAUCAAUGGCACAUAGAGGAAGAUUCCCAAUAAUGAGCAGUUUGCUAGAUUAUCCACCAAGUGAUAUUUUUAGAAAAAUUAUGGGGGAAAAUGAUUUACCAUAAGAAUAUACUUUUGGUGUAGAUGAUGUAGUUCAUCACUUAUCAACAUCAAAUAAAAAGAAGUUUAAUAACAAAGAUUUAACAAUUACUGUUGUUCAUAAUCCAUCUCAUUUGGAGGCUGCUAAUCCUGUUAGUUAGGGUAAGGCAAAAGCUAAGUAAGAUGAUUAUGGUAAUGUUAAUUAAGUUUUAAAUUUAUAAUUACAUGGAGAUGCUGCUUUUGCAGGUUAAGGUAUUGUAUAUGAAAGUAUGUUGCUUUCUGGAUUAGAUAAUUAUACUAAUGGAGGAACUGUUCAUAUCAUAUAAAAUAAUUAAAUUGGUUAUACAACUAAUAUUAAGGAUUCUAGAUUUUCAAGAUAUAGUUCAGAUCUUCUAUUGGCAUACAAAUAUCCAAUUCUUCAUGUCAAUGGUGAAGAUGUAGAAACCCUUCAUAAAGUCUCUAAAUUUGCUGUUGAAUAUAGAUAGAAAUUUAAAAAGGAUAUAUUAAUUGACAUUGUAACUUAUAGAAAAUAUGGUCAUAAUGAAGUGGAUGAACCUUCUUUUACUUAACCAAACAUGUAUGAAAAAGUAAGAAAAGCCAAAUCUUUACCUUUAAAAUAUAAUUAAUUAUAUUUCAGAUAGGAAGACUAUGAAAAAAUUAGAUAAAAAGUAUUCACCUAUUUAGAUUCUGAAUAUGAAAAGGCCAAAACAAUGAAAUAAACUUUAGCUAAGAUUACAGAUGAAAAAUCAAAAGGAUCUAAGGCAUUUACAUAGAAAUGGAGUAAAAUGAAAUUUACUCAAUUUUGUGAAUAAGAUGCAAAAACAGGGUUAAAUAAGGAUUAUUUAAUCAAUUUAGCUAAAUAAUCAGUUGUUAUAAAACCAAAUUUUAAUUUACAUCCUAGAUUAUAGAAAUAUUUCAUUGAUGAUCGUUUAGAUUAAAUAUAAAAAAAUUCAAUAGAUUGGGCAACAUGUGAAACUAUUGCUGUAGGAUCUUUAUUAGAAGAAGGAUACAAUGUAAGAUUGAGUGGAGAAGAUGUUGAAAGAGGAACUUUUAGUUAAAGACAUUGGGCAUUUAUAGAUUAAAAAACAGAAGAAAAAUGGAUUCCUAUGUAAAAUUUUGCAGAUGCUAAAUUACAGGGAAGACUUUAAGUUGCUAAUAGUCCUUUAGCUGAAGCUUCAGUUAUGGGUUAUGAAUUUGGUUACUCUUUAGAAAACCCUAAUAAUUUAGUUAUGUGGGAAGCUUAAUUUGGAGAUUUUUACAAUACAGGUUAACAUAUGUCUGAUACAUUUAUAACAUGUGCAGAAGAAAAAUGGAUGAGAUAAAGUAGUUUAGUUUUACUUUUACCACAUGGUUAUGAUGGUGCAGGUCCUGAACAUUCUAGUUGUAGAAUGGAAAGAUGGUUAUAAUAAGGUGUAUAAAACUAAAACUUUUAAUUUGCAAUUCCAUCUAAUCCUAGUUCUAUUUUCCAUAUUUUAAGAAGAUAAAUGCAUAGAUAAUUUAGAAAGCCUUUAAUAAUUGCAAAUGCUAAAUCAUGUAUAUAAUAUUAUUAAUAUAUUUUUUAGUAUUAAGAUCAAACAAAGCAAAGUGUACAUUUGAAGAUCUAGGUGAAGAUAAAUCAUUUUAAAGAAUAAUUACUCAUAAAUAAGGUGAAAAUCCUAAUAAAGUUAUAUUUACAUAUGGAAAAUAUGUUUAUGAUCUAUUAGAAUAAUUAGAAAAGAAAAAUGCUGAUAAUUAUAUCAUUUUUACUUUUGAAUAAUUGUUACCAUUUCCAAAGUAUGAAUUAGAAUAAGGAUUAAAAUAAAUUAAAAAGGAUGUUAAAUUUUAUUUUGUUUAGGAAGAACCUUAAAAUUAAGGUGGUUUUAAUUAUUGUCAAUUACAAAUUGAUCAAGUAUUAUCUACUUUAUAAUUUACCAAUAAAACUAUAAAUUAUAUAGGUAGACCUGAAUGUCCCAGUGUUGCAGUAGGAGCAUCUAUUCUACAUAAAUAAGAAUUACAAAAUAUUGUUAAAUAAAUUGAUAGUAUAUUAUGA
Paramecium pentaurelia is the source of this 2739-nucleotide messenger RNA. The record is from the annotation of a GenBank genome assembly. NCBI's taxonomy places the organism in Eukaryota, Ciliophora, Oligohymenophorea, Peniculida, Parameciidae.